This is a messenger RNA of Hypomesus transpacificus, 2709 nucleotides long. It is a transcript of the gene rbm44, whose product is annotated as RNA binding motif protein 44. The coding region runs from base 1 to 2709 and encodes 902 amino acids. The record is from RefSeq and is a predicted model, not a curated record. The transcript has 15 exons. Gene Ontology annotation, molecular function: nucleic acid binding. NCBI's taxonomy places the organism in Eukaryota, Metazoa, Chordata, Actinopteri, Osmeriformes, Osmeridae.
AUGUCAUAUGGCUCGGGAAGUUUUCAGUUGCAGAUGAUUCCCUUUGACCGUCAUUCGUUUCCAAAUGGUUUUCUAUCCAUAGAUGAUGGCCGGCAGUUUCUUCUCAACAGGUCUUUGUUUGAUUUGGUGAAGGUCACAAAUAUCCUGGAAUUGACUGACGCCAAGCUGCUGGGUUGGUACCUGGCACUGCCUCUAGAGGACCAGAAACUUAUACAAGAGUCUGGUGGUUUCUUGCAGUUUCUACAAAGGCACCCAGCUUUGGAGGUGACCAAGCAGUUUGUUUAUGUUAAGCGUGAGUUAAAUAACUUUUCUUGUGGCCAUCUCAGAACAGUGAAUCGUACAAACAGACAUUGGUCCAGGAGGCCCACGUUCUACGGCGUGACAGAAUGUUUGAACUGUGGUACCAGUUGUCCGUCUGGAGGACAGAGGUGCAGACGAUAUCAAGAUACAGAGUUACAACUUGGUCAAAAAAAUGUGAAUGACCUCUUAAACUGUGCUGAGGGGAGUGCAGUAGGAAGCCAGAAAACCCACUGGGGGUCCACUGGGAGUCCUUGCCCCCUGGAUCCCAUCUCCAAGGAUAACCACCUGCAAACACUGCACGAGAGCUUCCAGUCAGCCUGCGACGUCAGCAGCCAAGUGCUUGGGGAGCCUCCGAGCCACCAGGAGGCGCACUGCUCAAUUGUCCCGACACAGCACCAGCUGUGGGAAGAAGGGGCCAAGCAGGAUGACCCCUCUGCUCAGGCAAACUUCUCUCUGGAUAUGGAGCUGGAGAUGUGUAGCCAGAAGGGGGCCAUGGGGUGCCAGGGCGGGCCCUGUGCAGACGCAGAAUAUCCUACGAUAGCGGACGAGACGCCUCCAGAGUACAGCAGCUUCAGCAGCACCAGGCUGGACCGCACUGAGUGGAAUAACAGCUGCCAGUCAGCGGAGGCCGAAGGUGAUGACUCCCUGCUGGCCAAUAGAGGAAGUGCUGAGGAACCUCUAGAGGGGGUCAGCGUAGCAUCCUCCUGCCCAUUGGAGGAGAAAGAGCACUACCUCAACAAGUCCUGUAAUUGUACAUACGAUGUGGAGGACAGCCCAGGAGACCCAGGCAGGAGAGAGGAGGGUUUAAGGUGCCAGCAGGAAAAUGAGGAGGAAGAGGACUUCCACAGUAUCAUGGAAGAGGACAAGAGCAUACUCCUAUGUCAGACAACUGAAAGGAUCCAUCUGGUCAACAGUGCACAUGCUCCAGUCAGCCCUAGCCAGGCCAUGGUGACAAGUGUAGCUGCGUUUAACUUUCCCACAUCACCCCACAAAGCUAUUAUGAUAGACGGGUCCACUAAUACACUACCCCCUGUCUCCACCCAUGACAUCUGUGUUGGUCCAAACUCCAGUCUGGCUGGUUGCCAGCAACAUAUCCAGACUCAGACUCAGGUCCCACCUACAGCUGAGAGGUCUGUCAAUACUGAGGUCUACAUGUCAGACCUGGACUUUCUGGCUAAGGAAUUCUUGAAGCUGAAAGUUGCUGAGGAGGAUCUACAGGAAUUAAAAGGGAAAAUUGAAAGGUCUGAUGGUUGUGGCUGUAACUCAGCCCAGCGUGCCCAGCGGGCAGAGCUGUGCCUGGUGGCUCUGCAGUAUGGAAUGUGCCAGCAGCACUGCUGGAGGCACUACUACACAUCACCUGAAGGGGACCGUCUGGUCCAAGGAGUGGAAGUGCCUCCUGAGAAUCUUCUGGAGGUUCUGAAGGUCUUGGAGGCUGACUACAGAGAGAUGAGGGAGAAGAUCCAGGCUGGAAUUCCCCUGGACCAGCUUAAACCGCUGGCUGUGGACUCCCAAAAGAUCACCUCAGCCACCUGCUACAUCCCUGCUCAGGUCCAAGAUUUAGACACACAUGUCUCAGAGAGGAGCUCCCAGCAGACGGCUGGAGGAGGUGAUGUCCGUCCCCCUGCCAGCACUGGCUCUCAGACAGGUGAGAGAGGGAGAGGUCCAGUUUGCCUCCCCAAGGUUGGGAGCAACAAGACGGGGAAGGCAGUCAUCCUCCUUCCUCAGCUGACGGGGAUCCACCAUGGUCGCAAGCCAGGUUUGCCGUGCUCCACUCCAGGCUUCAGGGGUGAUGUGACUGAGGGUGACUUAAUGCUGUUAUUUGAGAAGUAUCAGGCAUCAGAAGUAAGCAUUUCCACAUUCAGGAACAACCUCAAGGCUGCAAUAGUGACUAUUAGCGGUUCUAACUUUGCUGAGGCUGCGGUUGGUGAGAUGAAUGGCCAUAUCAUACAGGGCCACAGGCUGCAUGUGGAACAUAUUCAGAGACCCAACCCUGGGGGCUCAGACGAGAACCAGAGCCUGGGGACGGCAACCCAGCCUCAGAGCUCCAGCACCACACUGAGGCCACAGCCAUCAGGGGACAACCAGAGGCCCCAAAGCUCAUCCGAGAGCCACUGCACUACCACCUAUGUAAAGCCUUUCCGGCCCAUCCUAGAGAAAAGGACAGUGGUCUGCGACUCCCCCACAGCCUCAGGUACCUGUGUGCCCCAGCACUACGCCACGAUGGGCAGCUUUGACACUCUGAUGUCCCGGCUGACGGCGCAGCACCCAGAGGCAGGCAGACAGAGGAUCGUGGAUGCCCUGCUGGAGUUGAGGGCCAAGCAUCAGGGCUACCUCAGCGGCCUGCCGCUCAGCAUGAUCGUGGAUAUGACCUCCGACCUCCUGACCAACUCUAAGAUUAUGAAAGGGUAG